AUGGAAGCUGCCUAUAGCAUGCCCUUUGUCUGUUAUUCAUGCCAAGGCCAAGGUCCAACUACGGUUCCACAAAACUACUAUUUUGCCAACCAUAAUGGUUAUAAUGCAUCUAAUUACCCUCCUCCUCCUCCUCCUCCUGCUGCCUAUGGAUGUAGGACAUAUAACCAAUGCUCUUAUCCUCAGCCUUUGCAACUCAUGACUCCACCACCACCACCUCCAUUGACCCCUCCUUCUUCCUUUGGCAACAAGAGGGCUGUGAUAAUUGGCAUCAGCUAUGGCCAUCAGACUAACAGUAUCAAAGGUUCUCUGAAUGACGCUCAGUGCGUGAAGAACUUUCUCAUUAGCAAGGCUUUCCCUACUGAUUCCAUGUGGAUCCUCACAGAUCACCCGGGGGAGAGAAACCCAAUGAGAAUUCCGACAAGAUAUAACAUUCGAAUGGCAAUGAGGUGGUUGGUUGAGGGUUGCAGAUCAGGGGACUCGUUGUGGUUUUACUACUCUGGACAUGGAUCGCAGGAAGAAGACACCGACAUGGAUGAGCUUGAUGGAUAUGAUGAAGCAAUAUGCCCCGUUGAUUACGUGCAUGAGGGUAAGAUAAUUGACGAUGAAAUCAACGCCACAAUCGUUAGGCCUCUCCCCCAUGGUGCCAAACUUCAUGCCCUUGUUGAUACUUGCUUUAGUGGCACAAUUCUUGAUUUACCAUUCAUGUGCAGAAUGAACCGAAAAGGUCAUUAUGGCUGGCAAGAUCAUAGAAAUCGCAGAACUUACAAAGGCACCAGAGGAGGGUUAGCAGUUUGCAUUUCAGCUUGUGAUGAUGAUGGAAGUGCAGCAGAUACAUCGGCCUUUAGCGGUGUGGAAAGCACUGGUGCUUUGACUUUCAGUUUCAUCCAAGCCAUGCAAAAUCAAUCUAAUUUGACUUAUGGCAACUUGCUUAAUUCCAUGCGCUCUACAAUCCGUGGGGCUAAAGAGAGAACGUUUGGUCCAACCGAUCGACAGUUUUCCAUGAACACUCGCCUGCAGUAUGUUCAUGAGCCACAACUGUCGUCUUCUGAGAUGUUUGAAAUUUAUUCAAAGACAAUUGUAAUUUGA
Messenger RNA from Sphenostylis stenocarpa, 1086 nucleotides. The record is from the annotation of a GenBank genome assembly. NCBI's taxonomy places the organism in Eukaryota, Viridiplantae, Streptophyta, Magnoliopsida, Fabales, Fabaceae.